Antrostomus carolinensis (chuck-will's-widow) is the source of this 1074-nucleotide messenger RNA. Its product is annotated as Krueppel-like factor 5. Bases 1 to 1074 code for a protein of 357 amino acids. The record is from RefSeq and is a predicted model, not a curated record. Gene Ontology annotation, biological process: regulation of transcription by RNA polymerase II. The transcript is spliced from 4 exons. Lineage: Eukaryota; Metazoa; Chordata; Aves; Caprimulgiformes; Caprimulgidae. Gene Ontology annotation, molecular function: RNA polymerase II cis-regulatory region sequence-specific DNA binding; DNA-binding transcription factor activity, RNA polymerase II-specific.
AUGGAUAAAUACCUUUCAAACGAGGUGCCACCCAUCCCAAUGAUACCAGACAAAAAGUACCGCCGGGAGAGUGCCUCAGUGGUGGACGAGUUCUUUUCCACAGAGAAGCCCACUUCUACACCCUACAGCGUGAACAUCAAUGUGAUUCUACCAGACACGACGCAUCUGCGCACCGGACUUUACCGGCCACCCAAACCCAUGACGCCAUUCCCACAGAUCAAAACAGAGCCUGGCACCAGCUUUGCCCAGCCCUGCUCUUCUGCCUCCGGCUCCACACAGACCCUACCCGACUUCACCAGUGUCUUCAGCAUGCCCCAGUCAGUGGCGGUGAGCAACAUCUUCAUCAAGCAGGAGAUGCCCUCUGAAAUCCCCUUAUCCACCAAUCCACAGCCAUCCCAGCUUUACCAGAUGCCUCUCGGCAAUGGAAGUGCUGACAUUACCACUCUGACAUCCUCCUCCAACAGCACCACAGCCAUCAACAGUCUCAGCGGGGUCACCAUGUCCACAGGUAACGCCAUGUCCAGUGUGGGACAGGGAAACUUCAACAUCUCAGGGCAAUUCUACGCUGUUCCAGGGGUGAACCUGCCCCCUUCACCCCCCAACUCACAGCCUGGCAGCCCAGAAAACCAACCUGAGCUCAUCAACACCAUCUCUCCCCCACCAUCCUAUGAAGCCACUUUUGGACUGAAGCUGGUCCAGUCAUCCCAGGUCCCCCCAGUCCCCAAUGGCCUUGGGACCGUCUCCCAAGGGCACAUUGUCAUGCAACCCCCCAAAUACAACAGACGCAACAACCCUGAGCUGGAGAAGAGGAGAAUCCAUCACUGUGAUUACCCAGGUUGCUCAAAAGUUUAUACCAAGAGCUCCCACCUGAAGGCACAUCAGAGGACUCACACAGGUGAGAAGCCCUAUAAAUGCACCUGGGAAGGCUGCGACUGGCGCUUUGCCCGCUCCGACGAGCUGACCCGGCACUAUCGGAAGCACACGGGUGCCAAGCCCUUCAAGUGCCUAGCCUGCGGCCGGUGCUUCUCCCGCUCUGACCAUCUGGCUCUCCACAUGAAGCGGCACCAGAACUAG